GAGGUGUGCUGACGAAGAUGGCGACCGAGGCGCGGAGUGAAGGGGAGGUGCCAGCUCGCGACUCCGGCCGGAGGACUUCCUAACCCUAUUCUGUAGAAAACUGAGAGAUCUUGUGUCAGAGAUAACGUGCAUGGACAAGGAGGGACAGGAACAGAUCAGAGGGGCCAGGAAAUUGAUUGACAGUGACGCCAUCUGCAGUUUUGUUAUCUGCAAUGAUUCUUCCCUUCGAGGCCAGCCGAUUAUCUUCAAUCCUGACUUUUUUGUGGAGAAACUCCGACAUGAGAAACCAGAGGUGUUCACCGAGCUGGUGGUCAGCAAUAUCACAAGGCUUAUCGAUUUACCUGGAACUGAGUUGGCUCAGCUGAUGGGGGAAGUGGACCUUAAGUUGCCUGGUGGGGCUGGCCCAGCCUCAGGAUUCUUCCGGUCUCUAAUGUCUCUCAAGCGAAAGGAAAAAGGAGUGGUAUUUGGAUCCCCACUGACAGAGGAAGGCAUCGCCCAGAUAUACCAACUAAUUGAGUAUCUGCAUAAAACAGACUUGCGGGUAGAGGGCUUGUUUAGAGUACCAGGCAACAGUGUCCGACAGCAGAUUUUAAGGGAUGCUCUCAAUAAUGGAGCUGAUAUUGACCUGGAAUCAGGGGAAUUUCACUCAAAUGAUGUUGCCACUUUACUGAAGAUGUUUCUAGGAGAGUUACCAGAGCCCUUGCUGACACAUAAACAUUUCCAUGCACACCUCAAAAUUGCUGAUUUGAUGCAGUUUGAUGACAAAGGAAACAAGACCAAUGUCCCAGAUAAGGAGCGGCAAAUUGAGGCUCUCCAGCUGCUCUUCCUUAUCCUCCCUCCACCCAAUCGUAAUUUGCUAAAGUUACUGCUUGAUCUCCUGUACCAGACAGCAAAGAAACAAGACAAGAAUAAAAUGUCUGCCUACAACCUCGCCCUUAUGUUUGCACCCCAUGUCUUGUGGCCAAAAAAUGUCACUGCAAAUGACCUUCAGGAGAAUAUCACAAAGCUAAACAAUGGGAUGGCCUUUAUGAUUAAACAUUCCCAGAAGCUGUUUAAGGCUCCUGCUUAUAUUCGGGAAUGUGCCAGAUUGCACUAUUUGGGCUCCAGAACGCACACAUCAAAGGAUGACCUGGAUCUGACAGCUUCAUGUGGGACUCAGUCCUUCCAGCUGGUGAAAUCUCAGAAACGGAACCGAGUAGAUUCUUGUUCCCAGCAGGAGGAGACCCAGCAGCGUACAGAGGAGGCACUGAGAGAGCUGUUCCAGCACGUCCACAAUAUGCCAGAGUCAGCAAAGAAGAAGCAACUUAUCAGACAGUUUAAUAAGCAGUCUUUGGUCCAAACACCAGGGCGAGAACCUUCUAGUUCUCGAGUACAGAAGAGGGCUCGCUCGCGCUCCUUCAGCGGGCUCAUUAAGCGGAAGGUCCUUGGAAAUCAGAUGAUGUCAGAAAAGAAAGACAAGUAUCCUACUCCAGAAUCUGUGGCCAUGAAUGAGUUGAAGAGAGCCAGCAGAGAAAAUAUGAACUCAUUGUUUUCUGGCUCUCCAGCUGUCACGGUGACACCAACAAGACUGAAAUGGUCUGAGGGGAAGAAAGAGGGGAAGAAAGAUUUUAUUUGUUUACUUGAAAAUCAGAGUUACAGAGAGGCAGAGGCAGAGAGAGAGAGGUCUUCCAUCCGCUGGUUCAAUACCCAGAUGGCCGCAACAGCCGGAGCUGCACUGAACUGAAGUUAGGAGCCAGGAGUUUCCUCCGGGUCUCCCACGAUUCCUCUGAAGGAUCCAGAGUUCUGUUGGCCAUGCAGAUUUUUUUUCCAGGAGGCCAAGUGUUACCACCACUCACA
This is a messenger RNA of Lepus europaeus (European hare), 1836 nucleotides long. It is a transcript of the gene ARHGAP19, whose product is annotated as Rho GTPase activating protein 19. Gene Ontology annotation, cellular component: cytoplasm. Gene Ontology annotation, molecular function: GTPase activator activity. Gene Ontology annotation, biological process: regulation of small GTPase mediated signal transduction; signal transduction. Bases 131 to 1723 code for a protein of 530 amino acids. The transcript is spliced from 14 exons. Lineage: Eukaryota; Metazoa; Chordata; Mammalia; Lagomorpha; Leporidae. The record is from RefSeq and is a predicted model, not a curated record.